This is a messenger RNA of Nasonia vitripennis (jewel wasp), 1487 nucleotides long. RefSeq lists its product as uncharacterized. Lineage: Eukaryota; Metazoa; Arthropoda; Insecta; Hymenoptera; Pteromalidae. Bases 187 to 981 code for a protein of 264 amino acids. The transcript is spliced from 6 exons. The record is from RefSeq and is a predicted model, not a curated record.
UGACGUCCUGUAACGGUCAAUGACGGCUGCUGACUACUGGAGCUGUGUUCCGAAUAUGAAGCCAGUAAUCAGCUGAUUGAAGUGCUAAUGAUUAAGGAAAAGAAAAUCAUUGCAAGCUCUUUCUUUUUCUUUAAGAGCUAAAAUAGUUUUAAAUUAUUUUCUUGUUGUACAAAUGUAUGUUACACAAUGGAUACAGUAAAAAGGCAGCAAGUAGUUUUAGUUGACCCAGUUACCAAAGAAACCUUUAAAGUACUUGUGAAUGUUCAAGAUGUUGAAAGGGUUAAAACCCAUCCAAGCUAUAGGCAGAAGAUGUUAAAUAGCAUAAAGAAGGCCAAAAAUGUAAACAGUUGCUUGGAGCCGGAUAAAACUGAUGAUUUAGUUGAGUUGAUAUUAACGGAUGGAUUCCAUCAGGUACACACCUUAAAGGUGCCUAUCGAAGUGCGCAAACAGGCUUUAAGUGAUAUACCAUACGCAACAAAGUUAUUGAACGGGCACUUACCAGCUUUGAAGAGUAAUUCUGAAGUCAAUCAACAAAGUUUAUGCAAUGGUCUUACCAGCGAAUUUGAAACAAGUUCUGCUGCUCUCCAAGAAGGAACAUUCGCCGCUGAAAAGAAGAUGUAUGAAUUAACACUUAAGGAUCAAUUAACAAUGGAGACUUUUACUUUCAUUGUCGACAAAAAAAGUUUCAACCGUGCAAAGACAGAUAUGGUGUUUGCGACAAAACUCUUAGAUGAUUACAAGGCAUCUAUAAAUAAACAGAAGUUGAAUAGUUUAUCAACGGAUAUGAAUAAAUGUGGUGAUGAUACUGCUGGAACAGAAAAUAGCAGUGAUCAAUUACAAAACCUCAUUGACACAUAUGAGAACGAUGACUUUGAUGAGGAUAUUACCAAAAAAAAUACUGGUCGUUAUGUAUGGAGUAAUCAAGAGACACUAUUACUGAUCCAUUUGUAUACAAUCCAGCUUACAGUGAAGGGAAAAUAACCAACAAGAAAUUUUGGAAAAAUUCCAAAAGAAACCAUGGAUCAAAUCAGAAGCCGUAGCUGGAACCAAUAUGCCAUUAGGCAACUUAGAUACAAAUGAAGGAUCUACGAAUCCUUUGAAGCAUACAAGAUCAAUACUAGAAGCAAAGAAAGUAAGCUAUUAGAAGAAUCUUUAGAAAUCAAACGCUUAAAAAGAACAGAUACAGAAAAUUAUAGAGAAAGAAAAUUAUCUGUCAUGGAAGAUUUAGUACGAGCUUUUAAAAAAUAAGAUAUAUUCUGAAUACGGGUGAUGUUUUGACGGUCAGAAGUCGUACCCGCCGCCAUUGAAAUAACUUCGCCAAAAGCGGCUUCUGACCGUCAAAACGUCACCUGUGUUCAGAAUAUAUUCACAUUAGGUGUACACAUAAAAAGAAUUAGUGAAUUCUUACCUAGAAAACUAUUCAGUUAUCGCUUGACGAAUUCAUGUUAUCGAACGUAUACAGAUGAAAAUAAAAUUACUAGAGUAGU